This is a messenger RNA of Panicum hallii, 1620 nucleotides long. RefSeq names its product heavy metal-associated isoprenylated plant protein 33-like. The transcript has 4 exons. The record is from RefSeq and is a predicted model, not a curated record. Bases 1 to 1620 code for a protein of 539 amino acids. Gene Ontology annotation, molecular function: metal ion binding. Lineage: Eukaryota; Viridiplantae; Streptophyta; Magnoliopsida; Poales; Poaceae.
AUGAUAAGGGAGGAUAUCAUCAGGGUGAAGACCUGCGUGCUGAAGGUGGGCAUCCACUGUGAUGGCUGCCAGAAGAAGGUUAGAAAGGUCCUCCACAAGAUUGAAGGUGUGUACCAAAUCAGCAUAGAUAAGCUGGAGGGGAAGGUGACGGUGACUGGUCAGAUGGAUCUGGACACUGUCUUCGAGAAGCUGAGAAAGGCGGGCAAGCCCGCGCUGCUGUGGGGCGCCACCGCCAACCCUGGAGCGGCAAGCCAGGUCCAACAGCUCCAGCUCGGCGGCGGCGGCGGGGACCAGCACCCGAAGGAUAAUGCUGGCGGCAAGGGCCAGCCCAAGGGUGGAGCGGGUGCCGCUGCAAGCAGCAGCGGUGGAGGAGAUGCAAGGAUGGCGAUGCCGCAAGCGACUCCGCAGCAGCUUCGCGAGCAGCUGCAACAGCAGCUGAUGAAGGGGAUGAACCUUCCUCCUCAGCUUAUGGGCAUGGGCGGCAAGAUGCCGCUCCCGGCGGCUGCGGCGCCGGCGAACCCCAAGGCCGUCAAGUUCAACGUUCCCGAGGACGACGGGCUCGGGAACGACGACGACGACUCCGGCGACGAGUUCGACGACGAGGAUUUCGAGGAUGACGGCCUCGACGACGACAUGUACGACGACACCAAGAUGAUGACGAUGAUGAUGAAGAAGCCUAUGGCCAUGCCGCCGGCCGCCGGUGGGGCCGGAGGCAGCGGUGUCAAGAAAGGCGGCAUCGGCAACGGGACGCCGGUGCAGAUCAAGGGAAACGCCAACAACGGCGGCAAGAUGGACCCUGCCGCAAAGCUGAACCUGGGUGGCGCCGGCGGCAGCGUCAAGAACGGUGGCGUUGCGCAGCCGCCGCGGAACGGCAAGGGCGGCGCGCCAGGCGGUGGGAACCUGCAGCCCGGACAGGCCAGGAAGGCCAGCGGCGCCGGCGGCCCGUCCGCCGGUGUCGGCGGCCCGAUGAUGGGCAUGGGCGGCAUGCCGCCGCCUCAGCCGGCGGCCAUGACGAUGAGGCCGCCGAACAUGAUGGGCGGCGCCGCCGGGUACCCCGGUGCGGGACAGAUGGGCGGCAUGCCGAUGGGCCACUCCCACAUGGCUGGCAAGGGCAUGCAGCCGGGCGUUGGCGCCGGCAUGCCGAUGGUCCACCCCCACAUGGCUGGCAACGGGAUGCAGCCGGGAGGUGUCCAUGGCAUGCAGCCAGGAGGUGUCGCCGGCAUGCCCGCCGGCGGCAUGCCUGCGCCUGGAUUCUAUCAUGCCGGUCCUGCUGGCGGCGGCUUUGGCGGCGGCAUGCCUUACGGGCCGGAGAUGAUGCAGGCGGCCGGGAACCAUGUCCAUGGCGGCUGCGGCGGCGGGUAUAUGCCCAUGAUGCAGCAGCAGCAGCAGCAGCCGCCACACAUGAUGAUGAAUGGCCAUGGCUAUGGCCCUUACGGCUACGGCUACCACGGCGACCAUGUCCAUGGCGGCGCCGGGUAUUACCAGCAAAUGGGGUACGGGACCUACGCGUACGGGUACGGCGGGCACCAGGCGUUGCCCUACCCGUCCUACUACCCGCGCCACCCGCAUGACAACAUGUUCAGCGACGAGAACCCCAACAGCUACUGCUCUGUGAUGUGA